Schistosoma rodhaini is the source of this 888-nucleotide messenger RNA. The record is from the annotation of a GenBank genome assembly. NCBI's taxonomy places the organism in Eukaryota, Metazoa, Platyhelminthes, Trematoda, Strigeidida, Schistosomatidae.
AUGAGUUUGACAUUUACAAUUCCGAAAUUCUUUCUAUUUUGCUUAAAUUUUUUACUUGUGAUUAUUGGGUUGGCAUUAAUUGCUGUCGGUUCAUGGGUUACAGCAGAUGAUCAAGGCUUUAUUGAUACAAUUCAACUUUUUUCGUCAUACAAUUCAAUUGAAUUGCAAUUAUAUCAAGGAACAAGUUUAUUACGUUAUUUCAGUUAUGCUGUGAUUAUAAUGGGCGGAUUAUUAGUAGUUAUUGCUUUUGUCGGCUGUUGGGGUGUAGUAAUUGAAAAUCGAGGAUUACUUAUAGCAUUCACUGCUCUGAUGAUUGUCCUAGUUCUACUUGAAGGUGGAGCUGCUGGAGCGAUGGGUGGUACACAAAGUUUGUGGAAACAAGAUUAUGAGAAGUCGAUGACAGUUCGAUUUGAAUCUAAUUACCGUGGAACAUUUGGAGCUUUCUCAAUUUCGGAAUUUGAAGAUUAUUCAUUAAAAAUGGAUAAAUUGAUGAUUGAACUUGAAUGUUGUGGGUUAAGCGGUUAUCAAGACUUUUCAAACACACGAUCACGUUGGUAUCUGGAAGGUCGAAAAUAUUCAGACGGUACUAGUGGUGAUGCGAUUAAAAUUCCACCAGCUUGUUGUAAAUAUACUUCAAAAGAUUUUUUGAGAAGUGCUGAUUAUGGAAAAUUCCAAGACAAUAUUAAAGAUAAAGAUUGUGUAAAAACAACAAGUGAAUCAAAUAUGAAUGUUGGUUGUUUAACUGCAGUAAACAAUAAAAUACAACAAAGAGCUCUCCCAUUCAUAAGUAUUCCAAUUGUAAUUUUCCUGUUACAGAUUGCUACUAUUGGGCUCAGUAUCUUUUUAAUUUGCCGAAUCAAGAAAUGGGAUAAUGAACUCUACUAUUAA